CUUCGGGGAAUUUUUUUUUUUUUUUUAAGUAUUUUUUUUUUUUUUUUUAGUAUUUCCCGAUCUUCAGAUUCCCUCCAGAGCGGCGUCGAAUUAAAGAUCUCUUGAUCAUUGUUGAGAAAAGGGUCAGUAAGAGCUUUGGCACGAUGAGUGAGGUAUUUGAAGGAUAUGAGCGCCAAUACUGCGAGCGUUCGGCGAAUCUAUCCAGAAAGUGUACCUCGGCUGGUAUUCUCGAGGGAGAGCAGAAGAAGCAAAAAGUUUCUGAAAUAAAAGCUGGAUUGGAGGAUGCUGAAGCUUUGAUUAGGAAAAUGGACCUUGAGGCAAGAAGUUUGCAGCCAAGUGUGAAGGCUAUGCUCCUGGCGAAGUUAAGGGAGUAUAAAUCUGAUCUGAACAAUCUGAAAAGUGAAGUUAAGAGAAUUACAUCCACUAAUGCUAAUCAGGCUGCACGAGAUGAAUUGUUAGAAUCAGGGAUGGCUGAUACAUUAAUGGCAUCUGCUGACCAGAGAAGCAGGUUGUUGAUGUCGACUGAAAGAAUAAAUCACUCCAGUGAACGCAUCAAGGAGAGCAGAAGAACCAUGCUGGAGACGGAAGAACUUGGUGUCUCAAUCCUUCAGGAUUUGCAUCAACAACGCCAGUCUCUCCUGCAUGCCCAUAACACGCUUCAUGGGGUUGAUGAUAACAUUGGGAAGAGUAAGAAGAUUUUGACUGCCAUGUCAAGAAGGAUGAGCAGGAACAAGUGGAUUGUUGGCUCCGUAAUAGGAUCUCUAGUUGUUGCAAUCGUCUUGAUCCUGUAUUUUAAGCUCUCUCAUUAGUGAGGCAUGCUUGUUCAAUCAUGUUGUUUGUGACAUCUUGCUAUUUUCUGUAAUUUGCGUGAAUGUUUGAAAAUAUGAUUAUUUCUCAAGUGUGUCCAUGUGUGUACGAUCAGAUGCUUUGGUGGUAUAUUGCCAUCUUUAUAAUGCUCAUUCUCUCUCUCUCUCUC
Macadamia integrifolia is the source of this 976-nucleotide messenger RNA. Its product is annotated as vesicle transport v-SNARE 13. The transcript is spliced from 6 exons. Gene Ontology annotation, molecular function: SNARE binding; SNAP receptor activity. Gene Ontology annotation, cellular component: SNARE complex; Golgi apparatus; endoplasmic reticulum membrane. Bases 144 to 809 code for a protein of 221 amino acids. NCBI's taxonomy places the organism in Eukaryota, Viridiplantae, Streptophyta, Magnoliopsida, Proteales, Proteaceae. Gene Ontology annotation, biological process: intracellular protein transport; vesicle fusion; vesicle-mediated transport. The record is from RefSeq and is a predicted model, not a curated record.